Molecule: messenger RNA, 900 nt
Organism: Aspergillus melleus
Lineage: Eukaryota; Fungi; Ascomycota; Eurotiomycetes; Eurotiales; Aspergillaceae
Product: TFIIH/NER complex subunit SSL1
Exons: 4
Coding region: 1-900 (299 amino acids)
Biological process (GO): DNA-templated transcription; nucleotide-excision repair; regulation of transcription by RNA polymerase II
Cellular component (GO): transcription factor TFIIH holo complex; transcription factor TFIIH core complex
Source: RefSeq, a predicted model, not a curated record
AUGGCAGAUUCCGACGAAGAGUAUCUUGGUGAGGUUUCCGAGGACGAGAACGAGGGCAACCUUCAUAAUAGAUCGCGAGGGGAUACGGCACCUCGCCCAAGGAGAAAGAGGCAGCGCGGAGGCGCGGAAUGGGAAGUCUCCCGGACCUGGGAGUCCUUGGUGGAGAGCGCAGAUGGCACAAUCAGCUCGGCUGUAGACGGACUUCUUGAAGCUGGAAAAAGGAAGAGGCUUUUGAGGGACACGACGCCGCUACAACGAGGCAUCAUCCGCCACCUGGUUUUAAUCCUCGACCUAUCGCAGUCUAUGUUGGAAAAGGAUCUCCGACCGACGCGAUAUCUUCUUACGCUCCGGUACGCGCAAGAGUUUGUCAAGGAGUUCUUUGAACAAAACCCAAUCUCACAGCUUGCCGUUCUCGGUCUGCGCGACGGCCUUGCGACUCGCAUAAGUGACAUGAGUGGAAACCCUACGGAGCACAUCAGUUCGAUACAAGCUCUAAGGGAUCAGGACCCGAAAGGCCUUCCUAGCAUUCAAAAUGGGCUUGAAAUGGCUCGCGGUGCUCUUUUUCAUACUCCAAGUCACGGCACUCGCGAGAUUCUCCUCAUAUUCGGCUCCCUCCUUUCCUCCGAUCCUGGCGAUAUCCAUGAAACAACAAACACCCUUAUCGAUGAUAAUAUACGGGUCGGUAUUGUCGGCCUAGCCGCCCAGGUCGCCAUCUGCCGCGAACUCUGUGUGAAAACCAAUGGCGGCGACGACUCGACGUAUGGCGUUGCGCUCGACGAGCAACAUUUCCGGGAAUUGAUGAUGGAUGUUACGACGCCGCCCGUCACAUAUUCCCAAAAGCAGUCCACAACAAAGUAUGCGGUCUCCCUGCCGAGUGCCCCACGUGCAGCCUUACCCUAA